Molecule: messenger RNA, 2067 nt
Organism: Microthlaspi erraticum
Lineage: Eukaryota; Viridiplantae; Streptophyta; Magnoliopsida; Brassicales; Brassicaceae
Source: the annotation of a GenBank genome assembly
AUGGGUUUUGGUGGUAACUCAAGAUCUAUAAGAUUUCAAGAGGAUCCAGAAGUAGCAAAGCCACAAGUUGUUCAAGGAGAUUCUUCCAUUAAACUCAAGUUCAGUAUCAAUGGAACUCAAAUCCCUUUUAUCAAGAACGUAAAGAUGAUGAGUAGAGGCAAGUCCUUGAAAGCUAAAGUACUCUCAAGAGUGUUCUCUGAAGACCUUGAGAGAGUGAAAACCAAAAUACUCGAUCCUCGCGGACAAACGAUAAGAAGAUGGAACAAGAUCUUUCUCAUAGCAUGCCUUGUUUCUCUGUUUGUGGAUCCUCUGUUCUUCUUCUUACCGGUCAUGAGGAAAGAAGCUUGUAUCACCAUUGGUAUCAGGCUCGAAGUGGCUCUCACACUAAUCAGAUCUCUGGCUGAUGCUUUUUACAUUGCUCAGAUUCUUAUACGUUUUAGAACAGCUUACAUAGCUCCUCCUUCUCGAGUUUUCGGUAGAGGAGAGCUUGUGAUUGAUUCAAGAAAGAUUGCUUGGAGAUAUCUCCAUACAAGCUUCUGGAUUCAUAUCAUUGCUGCUUUACCUUUACCUCAGGUGUUGAUUUGGAUUAUCAUCCCAAACCUAAGAGGCUCACCAAUGACAAACACCAAGAACGUUCUUAGAUUCAUCAUCAUCUUCCAGUAUCUUCCAAGGAUGUUUCUUAUAUUCCCUCUCUCUCGCCAGAUCAUUAAAGCCACUGGUGUUGUCACAGAGACCGCUUGGGCUGGAGCAGCCUACAACCUCAUGCUAUAUAUGCUUGCAAGCCAUGUUUUAGGAGCUUGUUGGUAUUUGCUUGCAGUAGAGAGGGAAGAAGCUUGUUGGAGACAUGCUUGCAACAUGGAGAAACCGAUUUGUCAAUACAGAUUCUUCGAGUGCACAAGACUUGAAGAUCCGGAGAGGAGUUCUUGGUUUCAGUGGAGCAAUAUAACAAGGAUAUGCGAACCGGGAACUAGGUUUUACGAGUUUGGUAUAUAUGGAGAUGCUGUGACUUCAACUGUUACUUCAACGAAGUUCAUCAACAAAUACUUUUACUGUCUCUGGUGGGGACUGAAGAACCUCAGCUCUUUGGGACAAAAUCUCUCCACAAGCACUUACGCUGGAGAAAUUCUCUUCGCCAUCAUCAUUGCGACUCUCGGGCUUGUUCUCUUUGCAUUGCUCAUUGGGAAUAUGCAAACAUAUUUACAGUCAACAACAGUGAGACUUGAAGAGUGGAGGAUAAGGAGGACAGAUACAGAGCAAUGGAUGCGUCACAGACAACUUCCUCAAGAGCUAAGAGAAGCCGUGAGAAAAUAUGAUCAAUACAAAUGGUUAGCGACAAGAGGAGUCGAUGAAGAAGCUUUAUUAAUAAGUCUUCCUCUUGAUCUCCGCAGAGAUAUCAAACGCCAUCUCUGUUUCGAUCUUGUUCGCCGUGUGCCGUUGUUUGAUCAAAUGGAUGAGAGAAUGCUUGACGCAAUCUGCGAGAGGCUUAAACCGGCUUUAUGCACGGAAGGUACGUUUCUUGUGAGAGAAGGAGAUCCGGUUAACGAAAUGCUAUUCAUUAUCAGAGGCCAUCUUGAUUCUUACACAACCAACGGAGGCAGAACCGGAUUCUUCAACUCUUGUCUCAUAGGACCGGGAGAUUUCUGCGGCGAAGAGUUGCUUACUUGGGCGUUAGAUCCUCGUCCCGCUGUAAUCUUGCCGUCUUCUACACGGACUGUGAAAGCUAUUUGUGAAGUUGAAGCCUUUGCGUUGAGAGCUGAAGAUUUGAAGUUUGUGGCUUCUCAGUUUAGGAGAUUGCAAAGUAAGCAGCUUAGACAUAAGUUUCGGUUUUACUCGCAUCAGUGGAGGACUUGGGCGGCUUGUUUUGUACAGUCUGCUUGGAGACGGCAUAGGAAGAGGAAGUAUGCGACUGAGCUGAGGGUCAAAGAGGAAUUUCACUGUAGGUUCGAGGAGGCUUUGUCGGCGGUUAGGUUAACGGUAAAGGGCGGGAAGUUUACGCGUAGCGGUUCGGAUUCUGGUAUGAUGUCCUCGAUUCAGAAACCGGUCGAACCGGAUUUUUCAAGUGAAUGA